AUAGAUCCGUCUGUCAGGAAGUUGCCUAGUAGAAGGCCUCUCGAGGCGAAUGAAAUUAAUCACAUCAUCAGAUGCUAUGGAGGCCAGACAAUUGCGAUAGAAAUGGAACCCCAAUGUAUGCAGAAGUCCAAGCAAUCCAGGAAUGCGGUCCAGUACAUCGAUUUCCUCAACCGCCGAAACGGUGAACUUAGACUAGAGCUUACAUUCUACCGAGAAUGCUAUCGUCACACAGAAAAAUUUAAACAAAAGAUUACCAACAUCUCGCAAGAUCUACUCCACGCAUACAUUGUUAGCUUACUUGAUGAAAUGGCUUUUGGCGAGAUUCUUGGUCUUUCUCAAGCCUUUGUAGACGCGGUAGAUCAGCUUCGCGACGACCAAGGAGAGGCAUUUAACGCUUUUGUCGCGCCUUACAAAGCAUUGAACAGCUCUAAGAACACUACUGUGUCGAAGGAUGGGUGGAUUUGA
Bipolaris maydis ATCC 48331 is the source of this 465-nucleotide messenger RNA. The record is from RefSeq and is a predicted model, not a curated record. Lineage: Eukaryota; Fungi; Ascomycota; Dothideomycetes; Pleosporales; Pleosporaceae.